Pongo pygmaeus (Bornean orangutan) is the source of this 4312-nucleotide messenger RNA. It is a transcript of the gene MAX, whose product is annotated as MYC associated transcriptional regulator X. The transcript is spliced from 5 exons. Gene Ontology annotation, biological process: positive regulation of transcription by RNA polymerase II. NCBI's taxonomy places the organism in Eukaryota, Metazoa, Chordata, Mammalia, Primates, Hominidae. The record is from RefSeq and is a predicted model, not a curated record. Gene Ontology annotation, cellular component: RNA polymerase II transcription regulator complex. The coding region runs from base 2479 to 2961 and encodes 160 amino acids. Gene Ontology annotation, molecular function: protein dimerization activity; DNA-binding transcription factor activity.
AGUUUUAUUGGAAUAUAAUUAUUGACAUACCAUAAAAUUCACUCUUUAAAAGCAUACAAUUCAAUGGGAAACUAUCUUAUUUAUUCUGGCAUCGUCUAUAGCUGUGGUUCUCAGUCUUGGGUGCACACUGGAAUUACCGGAAGAGCUUUAAAAAAUCCUUCAGUCUGGAAAAAAAAAAACCCUUCAGUCUGGAUCUCCUCUUCAGAGGUUCUGGCUUAAUUGGUUUGGGGUGUCGCCUGGGGAUGGGAAUUUUUUUAAGCUCCUAGGAUGAUUUUAACUUGUAGCCGGGGUUGCCCUAGAGUGCUCUGUUCAUAGCAGGCACCCAACAACUGUUUGUUGUAAUCAUCAAUUAGCUUUAACUUCUAGUAUCCAGUUAAUUAACUCACUCAAAAGUGGCCGUCUGUCUCCCCAAUAGCCCAUCAACUCUUAUCACAUAAUGGUCUGCUUAUAUCUGUCUCCCCAACUCAGCAGGAAAGGAACACUAUGAGACAAAGCAUAUAGAAAAGGUAAGUUCACUUGCAAAGAUGUGCAGACUUCAGUAGGACUGGAUCACUGAAUAAGAAAUACAACAGAUAUUAGACCGCGCACGGUGGCUCACGCUAUAGGCGCGAGCACGUGAGCACUUUGGGAGGCCGAGGAGGGUGUAUCACGAGGUCAGGAGUUUUGAGACCAGCCUGGCCAAGUUGGGAAACCCUGUGUCUACCAAAAAUGCAAAAAUUAGCCGGGCGCGGUGGCGGGCGCCUUCCCCAGCUACUCGGGAGGCUGAGGCAGGAGAAUCGCUUGAAUCCGGGAGAGGGAGGUUGCAGUGAGCCAAAAAAGCGCCACUGCACUCUAGCCUGGGCGACAAAGCAAGACUCCACCUCAAAAAAAAAAAAAAAGAGAGAGAGAGAGAAAGAAAGAAAUACAACAGAUAUUAAAGGAAAAAAUGUCAAGGAAAAAUUACCACAUUUACAUUUGUCUUUUCAGCAUGGAUGACAUGCUCACGUUGAGGAAUGUAUGUCACAAGAAUUGUGUGUGACAUAUCCCCACAUUUCCACAUUCAAAAGUCAGGGAUAAUAUGGUAUUCAUCUGGGAAUCAGUAACUCAUGGGAAAAGCUCAAGAUGUCAUUCACUUUGGAGAGCAGAUGUAAAGGAGUAGUAUGGGUACUUUGUCUCAGGGUGGAAAGUGUCUUUCUUAUGGUUUUCUUCCUUCCCAUGGGACUUGUUGCACACUCUUAAAAUGGCGGCAGGGCCGGCACGCUUGCUUGCACAGCUGCGAGCUGCAUGAAGGCAGGGAUGGUUUUGGUCUUAUCCGUUAUGGCAUCCCCUUGUGGCACAUGUUAAGUGUUCAAUAAAUAUUGGUGGAAUGGAUGUGAUUACACUUCAUGCCACAGUAUAUAAAUAUGAUUUUAACUGGACAGGGAACUGCAAAAGUUUCCCAUAUUGAUCCUUUUUGCAAUCUUAAUUAUGGUACUCUGAGCUGGGAUAUUGCCUAAACUGCCUGGGCUACAACAAACUCCGAAGGGGCUUUUACUUCCACGUCCAUAGUAGUUGAGGGUUCGCGUUGUGUGAACGCUGGAACCUCACGUGAGUAGCUGAGUAGCGAGGAUGGUCACUCCCGGAUAAAUGAAUACAGGAUUCUCGCGGCUGGGAGCGGUCGCCCGGCGAGGUCGGUCAUUCUGCCUGUCCGGUAGCACCACGAAACACCUGCCACUGACACCUCCCCACCAGCCCCCGAGGGUUCGCACGGGCAUCCCGAGCCGCGCCCCCUGGUCCGCCGCAGCCAGAUUCCCUCCCGGGCGGGUUACGCCCCUAGGCGCAAAACGGAACCACUCCGUAUGAAGAAGACAAAGUAUAACCAGUCACACCAAAGAGAGGCAGCAUUAUUUAGACAGCCGGCUACUCCCCCAGAGACUCCACCCAGUCCCCUGCGCCCGGCGUCCAGCACGCAGACGGUGCCCGGCUCCAGGAGCUCCAGCUCCCUCCACGUGUCCUGUCUUCCCAGCAGCCUCCUCUGCCGCCUCGGGAGGAAAAUCUCCUGACAACUCGCGGUCUGAGGACUACGACUCCCAGGAGGCGCCGCGCCGCGGCUCUCCCCGCCCCGCCUCCCCGGGACGCGCAGGCGCCUUGGGCUCCGUCAACAAGCCGGGCUGGCGACGCCUGGAUGCGGUUUCUUCCGGGAUUUGUAGUUUUUCUGGAGCUACCCGGGCCGUUUGUCAGAGGGACAAGAACUACAAGUCUCGGCUGCCCCAGCGCUGCGAGCCUGGUCACGUGGCGGGGGCCGACCGGGCGUGCGUGCCGCCGUUGAUCCGGUGCUGCAGUGAGGAGGUGGUUCUUACCCGUGUUGUGUGUGUGUGUGUGAGUGAGAGAGCGAGUGAGUGAGUGAGUGAGUGUGUGUGUGGGGGGGACUCGGCUUGUUGUUGUCGGUGACUUCCCCCUCCCCUUCACCCCUUCCCCUCCCCGCCGCCGCUGCAGUGGCCGCUCCCUGGGCCGUAGGAAAUGAGCGAUAACGAUGACAUCGAGGUGGAGAGCGACGAAGAGCAACCGAGGUUUCAAUCUGCGGCAGACAAACGGGCUCAUCAUAAUGCACUGGAACGAAAACGUAGGGACCACAUCAAAGACAGCUUUCACAGUUUGCGGGACUCAGUCCCAUCACUCCAAGGAGAGAAGGCAUCCCGGGCCCAAAUCCUAGACAAAGCCACAGAGUAUAUCCAGUAUAUGCGAAGGAAAAACCACACACACCAGCAAGAUAUUGAUGACCUCAAGCGGCAGAAUGCUCUUCUGGAGCAGCAAGUCCGUGCACUGGAGAAGGCGAGGUCAAGUGCCCAACUGCAGACCAACUACCCCUCCUCAGACAACAGCCUCUACACCAACGCCAAGGGCAGCACCAUCUCUGCCUUCGAUGGGGGCUCGGACUCCAGCUCGGAGUCUGAGCCUGAAGAGCCCCAAAGCAGGAAGAAGCUCCGGAUGGAGGCCAGCUAAGCCACUCGGGGCAGGCCAGCAAUAAAAACUGUCUGUCUCCAUCGUCUCAUCCUCCUUUCAGUUCAUCGGUAGAACCCUCAGAACCAUUUAAGAGACUCUUUAUUUUUCUCUUUCUCCUUUUUUUUUUUUUUAAUUUUUAUUUUUACAUAGAAGCUCUUGGACAACAGCUCUCGUUUUCCUUCCCCAUUUCCACUGUAUAUUUUUUUUUAAUGUAUUCCCUUCAGGGAUUCCCUGUCCCCAACAGGAAUUUUUAAACCAAAACACCCCAACUUGGCAGCUUUUUCUGUGGAGGACAGACGGCUGGCCGGACCUCUGAGCACAGUGUCCUGCCCACCCUACCAGCUCCUCCAGCCCUGCCGGGCACAUGCCCGGGGGACGCCUGCCCUGCCCAGGUGGCCUCCUGGCCUGCCCUCACCUCUGAUAGACUUUGUGAAUCUGAACUGCUCUACUUUGAGAAGAUGACCAGUUUGGAGUAAUCAGAAUGAACCCUCCUCCUUUUUAAGGUUUUUUUUUUUUCCUUUUUCUAAAAAGCUAUGUAUCGCUCCUAUUGAAAGACCAGAUCCUUAAAGAAGUUUGUAGUAUAAAAAGAAAGUGGGGACAGAUUCGCAGCACAGAGUCGCUGGCAUGUUUCACUCCUGCUUCUCUCAGCCAGCUGUUUAAGCCUGCAGCGCCAGCCUCACGGAGGGCCGUGUGACACUCUUGUGGUAUGUAUGGGAGAUGGCAGCAGUGAAGCAGCAGCCACCAGGUAGUGGCCAUUUGGGGUUGGGACAGGGAGGGUGUUUUGGGUGGCAUAGAGGUUUUGUAUUGAGGGCCAGUGAUGAUGUUUUGAUAUUUAUUUCCUGCUACUUAAAUUUGAAUCUGAGUGAAUUGUACCUAUUUCUGAUGAUGUCGGUCUUGCAAAGCGACAGAUUCAUAAAGUAAUGAUGAAAUCUUUCUUUCUUCCCGUGUGUAUUUCUAAGAAAUAGAGCCAACUGAUUUUGUAUGUAAAUACCAAGAGCAAUUUACCUGGUACUAAACCCGCACCCCAGUGCGGACCCUUCCCAGCCCUCACCCCACUUCCUUUCCUACUGUCCUGGAACCUGUCUCCAUUGUGUGAUCCAGCCCUGGUUCUGGCUGUGGUCAGCAGAUCCCAGUGAAGGGUUUUGUGUGUUUAGGCUUCAUUUCUUUGUCUUUUUCCUACUCCGUUCCUGGCAUUUGCUGAUUUCUAGUGUAUACUCUGUAGUCUCAGUUCGUGUUUGAUUCCAUUCCAUGGAAAUAAAAAGUAUGUUGUACAUACUGCCGAAGAAUUGUCUUGCAAGUUAAGGCUUCCCCCUUUACUAUAAGACUAUAAAUAAAAACUUAUUUUAUCCUU